Molecule: messenger RNA, 1235 nt
Organism: Trifolium pratense (red clover)
Lineage: Eukaryota; Viridiplantae; Streptophyta; Magnoliopsida; Fabales; Fabaceae
Product: chloroplast envelope quinone oxidoreductase homolog
Exons: 4
Coding region: 116-1108 (330 amino acids)
Molecular function (GO): oxidoreductase activity
Source: RefSeq, a predicted model, not a curated record
UGAGUGCCUCUGUCAUGCAUGAUGUAUCUCCAUGUUAGCUUAGCUUUCAUUAUAUAAUGAGUACUAAGUAAAAUAGCAUGGUCAACGUACUAGUUUGUUAACAGAAGAGUUUGAUAUGGCUGAGAAACUUAUGCAAGCUGUUCAGUACAAUUCCUAUGGGGGAGGUGCCUCUGGAUUGAAGCAUGUUGAAGUUCCUAUUCCAACUCCAAAGAACAAUGAAGUUUUAAUCAAAUUGGAAGCAACUAGUAUUAACCCGGUUGAUUGGAAGAUUCAGAAGGGUCAACUUCGAGCUAUAUUUUUGCCUCGAAAGUUUCCUCACAUACCUUGCACUGAUGUAGCAGGAGAAGUAGUAGAUGUUGGAUCACAAGUCAAGGAUUUUAAGGCUGGAGACAAAGUUAUUGCUAAACUCACACAUCAAUAUGGAGGUGGACUAGCUGAGUUUGCAGUGGCUACUGAGAGCUUAACAGCGGCCAGACCAUCCGAAGUCUCAGCUGCUGAAGCUGUGAGUUUACCUAUAGCCGGUCUUACAGCUCGUGACGCGCUCACUGAAAUUGGAGGAGUUAAGCUUGAUGGAACUGGCGAGCCCAAGAACGUUUUGGUAACUGCUGCUUCAGGCGGUGUAGGAGUAUUUGCUGUUCAGCUUGCCAAACUAGGGAACAACCAUGUGACAGUCACUUGUGGCGCUCGCAACAUCGACUUUGUUAAGAGCUUAGGUGCUGACGAGGUUCUCGACUACAAGACUCCAGAGGGAGUAGCACUGAAGAGUCCAUCCGGUAGGAAAUAUGAUGUAGUGGUAAAUUGCACCACUGGAAUUCCAUGGUCAACUUUUGAUACUAAUUUAACCGAAAAAGGGGUUGUAGUCGAUUUAACACCUGGCCCGAGUUCAUUGUUGACUUUUGCGCUGAAGAAAGUUACUUUUUCAAAGAAGCGGUUGGUACCAUUUUUCGUAAAUGUCAAGCGAGAGGGCUUGGAACAUCUUACUCAGUUGGUGAAGGAGGGAAAACUGAAGUCAAUUAUUGAUUCUAAGUUUCCUUUGAGCAAAGCAGAAGAUGCUUGGGCUAAGAGCAUUGAUGGCCAUGCUACUGGAAAGAUCGUUGUGGAACAAUAGGCACAGUUUGCUUGAUGUUGUGUCAUAGUUUCAAAUAUUCUACACAAGAUUUGUGUAUUUUAUAUAGAAAAUGAAUAACCUGGUAUACAUUGUAUGCUGUAAGGAUUUUGAAUUCAUAUAUAUAUAU